AUGAAUGCGCGUGAGGCGGUCAAGGCGGGCCACGACGGCAGCGCCGAGGCGUCGUCGUCUGACGCGGCGGCUGAGGUAUCACGCAAGACUCUCAAAGUGAUGCGCCAGCGUCGCGCGCCGUCGUUGUCCCUCGCUGUAACGGGCACAACCACCGUCGCUGCGAAGGCAACAACGACGGGUGCGGCAACCAAGAUAAAGUCAGUUGACGGCCGCCGUUGCACCGCCACACGCAGUGCCGGCACUCGUUCGCAGUCCACCGCCUUUCGCCGCAACCUGGAAGACCUCGAGAAGCAGUUCAAUGACGCCAUGGAGGCCAGCGAGGAUGAAGAGGAGACCGUCAUGAACGCCACGACCAUGACCAAGUAUAAGGAGUGCGGCCGCAUUGUCGAUGCCGUGCUGGAUCAGCUCGCAGCGGCGUGCGUACCCGGCGCGAACACAAAGACACUGUGUGACGCAGGCGACGAGGAGAUCGCGAGCCGACUGAAGGGGCUGUUCGUAAAGACCAAAGACGCGGCUGGAAAGCGGCUGGCGCGCGGCAUCUCGUAUCCGACGAACGUGUCUGUGAACGAGAUACUCUGCAACGACAGCCCGUACCGCGUGGAGGACGGCACCAUCUUGAAGGACGGCGAUGUCGUGAAGCUGCACGUCGGCUGCCACCUCGACGGAUACCCAGUGAGCGCCGCACGCACCGUCGUCGUUACCACGAGAGCGGCUCCCACAGCUAUGGAGAGCGACGAGGAGGAGGCGCCGAAGAAGAGCAGCGGCAUGACAGGGAUGUCGUCGUCGCGGACGGCCGCUGGCAACGUUAUCGAAGCGGCUCGCGUAGCGCUGCUUGCGAUGAUACACGCGCUCCGUCCUGGCGCACUCAACGCCGACAUCACCGACCUGAUCGCGGCUGUGGGGCAUCACUACGGUGUGCAGGCGGUGGAGGGCGUGCUGUCGAGCCGCAGCAAACGGUGGGUCCCGGAUAGCAUCGACUGUAUCAUUGCGCGUCGCGUGACGAGCAGCGACCCGCACCAGGACGUGGGGGACUGCGAGGUGGAUGCGCAUCAGGUGUGGUGCCUCGACGUCGCCUUCACUAACUAUGACAGCUACCGUAUCACGCUAGCUGAGAAGCCCGUGACGAUGUUCCGUCGCACCCCUGCCGACUUCGCCGCGGACGCGCGGGUGAAGCAGGCGAAUGAGACGCUGCAGGAGAUCACCAACGCACAUUUCUGUUUCCCCUUUCACUUCAAGAGCCUCGCGAACCCGCUGAAAGGGAGGCUCGGCAUCCACGUGCUGCAGAAGGCGGGCGUGGUGGACAAGCUCCCCCCGCUGCGCACGAAGCACGGCUACGUGACGGCGCGGUUUAGCGCGACCGUGGCGGUGACGGCGAAGCGUGUGACGAUGCUCUGUGGCGCGCCGCCCACCGCUCCUGUGGGGAUGCCACCGGCAAUGCGGCCGACCAUAUCGGAGGACACGUUGGCUGCCGAGGUGCUCGCGCUGCUGAGACGCCCGUACGAGUUCGCCGACGUGCGCGCGGCGGUGAUGGCGAAAGACACGAAGGACCAGAGCAGCCCCGCCACAAAGCGCAUGCGCGUAGAGGCAAUGGAGAGCGAAGAGUAG
Molecule: messenger RNA, 1605 nt
Organism: Leishmania braziliensis MHOM/BR/75/M2904
Lineage: Eukaryota; Euglenozoa; Kinetoplastea; Trypanosomatida; Trypanosomatidae
Exons: 1
Coding region: 1-1605 (534 amino acids)
Source: RefSeq, a predicted model, not a curated record